UCGCCUCUGGGGGGCGCUGUUCCGUUUGCGAAGCUUCCAUCUGCCGAUCUGAUCUGAAUGACGGAAGAUGAUGUAAAUCUUCAGGUCCUGGCCUAAAAAAGAUGAUGGUGCACGGCUAAAAUCAACGCCUCACAUCGGUUUCUUCACAAAGAUCUCAUUACAAAAAUACACUGUCAUAACAGACAUGGAGCAGGAACCAGUUAUGGCCGUGCAGGAUGCGGAGAAUGAUGCUGUCAUGGCUGCUGCUAUGGGUGCUCUCGAAGAAAUCCUGGACAGAAUUGACUGUCAGAAUGCAUUACUGGUUUCUUCAGCAGCUGUGAGCAACGUACAUCUCCAAGUCCCUGAUGCAAAUCAAAAACCUCCAGAGUCACAGUGCACAUCAGAGGAACCUAACGAGGAAGCCGAACCGCAAAAGAGUAAUAACCAAAAACUGGUUAGCAACGCUGAUGAUUCCAACCCUGAUGAAGCGUUGUUGUCAGUGCCGCUGCCUCACGAGGGCAGCAGAUGGUCUCGACUCCGGAAGCAGAUGAUGGGAUUGCCAGAUUUUAAGGAGUACCUGAAAUGGACUGAAGACGAUUCAACCUGGAGUAUUGACGAGGCUUUUGCCAGCUUCUGUCUUGAUCGUGUGGAGGAAACUUUGUCCAUCGCCAAGCAAACUGAUGCCUCAACACAGGGCAAAAAAGGCACACGUCGGAAGGGACAACCCAAAAAAUAUGAACGGAAGCAGGCAGUACCCUUAGAAGACAACUCAAAGAGACCAGCAAGGAAGAGGAGAGGCCAGGAUAAUGGCUUAAAGCUGACGGAAGACGACGUUGGUCUUGAUGAAGACGAAGAAGAUGAAGACUUACUGGCCAUGGAUGACAAUCCCAAAGAUCUGGAUUAUCAGCCACUGCCCAUGAUACGAUAUCCAAAGAGGAGAAGGAAAAGCCUACCCCGCGCCAUCAACAACUAUCAAGCCCAGCCAAAGACACCCAGCAGACCCAAACCACCUGCCAAACCCACCAAGUCACCAAAGAAGACACCUGCCUCGAAGAAAGCAGCCAAAACCCCAGCAAAGACCACCAAACUUGAAACGUACAGCCCUCCGCGCAAGAGAGGUCGACCCAGGAAACCAGCGACCGAAAGCCAGAAGAAGUUCCCUAAGCUAAAGGUCAAAGCGGAGAAGCCUGCCAAAACAUACAUCCGUAUGGAAGUAAGACUCCAGAGGUUACCCAAGAUGUACGAGUGUAAGACUUGCUUUGAACAGUUCCCAGAUGCUGAGGAAAUAAAGAAACAUUUCCUCAGCGUGCACCAGAGAGAUAGACUCCUGAUUCCACCUCAGAACAAUGCUAAUGAGAACAUCGAAGGAGAAAAUCCCAAUCCUGAAAGAUCAGAUAUGGACAGGUUACUGCUACCGGAUAUCACCAGCCUGGCCAAUGUGUUAAGACAGUGUCCCAAAUGCAAGAAGUAUGUGGAGAACAUGACUGUCCACAAGCGAGAGCACCGGGAACGCAACUUUAUCUGCGAGGAAUGCGGCAAGGGCUUCACGGAGAACCAGAUCCUGCAGAAGCACAGGAAGGUUCACGAGAUGGAUCGAACUGGGGAUCGCUAUAAGUGCCAGCUGUGCGAUAAAUCCUACCGCUUCUCUCAGAACCUGCGCAGCCACAUGCUCUACCACGGAGGGGAGAAAACUUUCAUCUGCGAUCACUGUGGCAAGUCGUUCUACACCAACAACCGGCUGAUCAUCCAUUCGGCGAUCCACAUGAAGGAGAAGCCGUACAAGUGCAGUGAGUGCGGACGAGGCUUCUCCCAGAAGAGCAACAUGCAGAAGCACGAGCGGGUCCACACGGGUGUCAAGCCCUAUCAGUGUGACCUCUGCAAGGAGUCCUUCAACCACAAGGUUAGCCUCAAGAACCACAAGAAGAAGCAUCAUGGCAUCGACUGGUGGGAGGAGGCAGGUAGGCCUAAGCCUGCCACAACCAGAAAGUCUAAGGAGUCUUCUCAAACUGUCGUUGUGAAUACAGAGGAACCGGUGCCAAUCCAACAGGAAGCGAACACAGUGCCCCAGGAGGACCAACUGGUUACAGAAAACCAAUGGAAGGGCAAUGAUAUGACUAUCCAAAGAGACAAUAAUGUUGGGAAUCAGUGGAGAGAUGACCAGCAACCGGUGAGGGAAGCCGAGCCUGCUGCGAGUCCCUGGCACCAACCAGAAAACAACCUGAACCUGGAGCAGCAGAAUCAUGCAGCAGCGGAGGAAGCCGUCAGGCUGCAAACCCUCCACCAGGCGGGGAACCAGUGGAAGGGCAACAAUAUGCCAUUAGAUAGGCAAGGGCAAACAGGGGAACAGGGAAUGACUGCCUUUUUCUAUCCGUCUACGUACCUUCAAGGAUAUCCGUCAGGAUAUCCCGGAAUGCCCAUCGUUCCGAUAAACUCUGAUGGAACCGUUCAUCCUGCCACAAGACCGAGCUACCAGUGAUACUCCACAAAAACAUUUCUUAUACUUUUUCUAAAAAAUAUUUUGCAAAAACGAAGCUGUUGAAAGGCGUCAACCGAAACACUAUAACUUCAAAAUGUACUUGUGCUGUGAGCUUCAAAUGCCUACUGUGUAUGUCUUACCAAUUUUUGUUCUUGGAGGAAUUUGUUGUAAUCGAAGAACAGUGUACAAUGUAUAUCAAAAAUAAUUAGCAGUUUUCCUUUCUUUGCAAGUCAUAUUUUAUGCAGUAGAUUUCAGUGCUGGACAUUUUAUUACAUUUUUAUAGAAGUAAAAAUUGCUUUUAUUGAGUAGACGUGCAUGAACGAUGUGCUUUGACUUUUGUUGUUGAGAAAUUAGACAAUUUGUUUGCUAACAAUAUUUACUCAUAGGAGAGAUAUAUUUGUGAGAUAGUUCUCAAGUAUUUAAAAAUAUAAUUUCAAAAUAACAAUGAUCAAUAUACAGUUCAAUGAAUUCCAAGUUACAAAUUUAGAGAUAAUUAUUUUUACAAAAAGUAUGAGUUUUUGUAUUUAAAUGUGGACCCUUUUACACAAUCUUUCUCUUCCAUAAUUGAAUCUGAAUAUCAUAGUUUGGUUGACCUUGAUCUGUUGGCUUGCAUAGUUUUAUUUUCUGAUAAAUGACACGACCUGAAUCAGGCCUUGUACCGUACUGUAUUCAUCAGUUUUGUAGAGAGUCCCUUUGUCUCACAAUAUACUACUCUGUCUAGAUUUUCAGGUGAAAUUGUCACUGCCCUAGCUUCUAUUUUAAUGUACUUUUCAGACUCAGAAAAGUAAUGAACUUCAGCACUGGUAUACAUGUAAUAUGACAUCAGAAUCAAAAAGGUCCAUUAGAUAAAAAAAAAAAGGGGGGGGGGAGUUCAAAUCUAUCCAACGUUCAUGAAUUUUGUAUGAUAUAUGUCUAGAUUUAUUUCCAAGUUCCGAUAUAUACAUGUAUUUGGGAAAAAAAGGGAAAAGUUGCAUGGUCAUGAAAAUGUUAAUACAUGUACAUGUAUAGAACACAUUUGUUCACAGUCAAACAGUUGGUUCUAAAUUGUUCACUUUGUUUUCUUAAAUUGUGUUUUACUUUUACAACGGCCAUCAAAACUGACUUUGAGCAGCCAAAAGAGGGCGGGAUUCUAAAGGUAAUUAUAAAUGGUAUUUAUCGCGUUUUGUCGGGAAACAAAGUGUUAUUUUUCUUGUGAUGUCUGAUCAUCCAAAGCUUGCAAACAAAAUUGUGUCAAACCAAGUGCAAAUACCUCUUCCAUUUCUUGUAAACAUCGUUUUUAUUGUGGAUUCAUGUAUAUUUAAGAAAAUGCUGAAAUAAUGAAAAUUGCUAAAAUUGGCAAUAGAAACUGACAACCUUCUCUUGUAAGGUUCAUCUUUUUAUGAAAGCAUUAUCUGUACAUAAUUAAAUAUGCCAACAUUUCAAAUUUUUCCCUAUGGAAUAUUAAAAACUUGUCUUAUGCUCUUAUGUGUGCAUUUUUUUCUUCAAAUACGACUAGUUCACUUCUACAGCAAAGAUCAUAUCUAAAGAUUUGUUAUGUACAUGCAAUUGAUUUUUUUUUAUGUAUAUCCUUUUCGUUUUCGCUAAAUAGUAAAUCUUAAAGUUGUUUUAUUUCAUUUAUUCCCUUUUUGGGGGAAUUUGAACAAGCCUGCUGUAAUAAGUGUUAACCUGCUGUUGCAUUCUGAUUAAAAAUGCCUUAUUCCAUCUCAAACAA
Molecule: messenger RNA, 4166 nt
Organism: Patiria miniata (bat star)
Lineage: Eukaryota; Metazoa; Echinodermata; Asteroidea; Valvatida; Asterinidae
Product: zinc finger protein 37-like
Exons: 6
Coding region: 185-2455 (756 amino acids)
Biological process (GO): regulation of transcription by RNA polymerase II
Molecular function (GO): DNA-binding transcription factor activity, RNA polymerase II-specific; RNA polymerase II cis-regulatory region sequence-specific DNA binding
Source: RefSeq, a predicted model, not a curated record